Molecule: messenger RNA, 2094 nt
Organism: Galleria mellonella (greater wax moth)
Lineage: Eukaryota; Metazoa; Arthropoda; Insecta; Lepidoptera; Pyralidae
Product: monocarboxylate transporter 9-like
Exons: 7
Coding region: 239-1870 (543 amino acids)
Biological process (GO): monocarboxylic acid transport; transmembrane transport
Molecular function (GO): monocarboxylic acid transmembrane transporter activity
Source: RefSeq, a predicted model, not a curated record
AAAUAGUUCUUUACUGACCUUAUUGCUUCAAACCACAUGUUAAAUAAACAUACUAAUGUGUAAAUACUCUAAACUUGAUAACGGAGUACAUUUAUAAAAGUCAAACCGAUAAGGUGUCUGUGUAAAUACUGUGACAAAAAUCCAGUACUGUGAUAAGUAGUUAACAAUUUUGAAAAUGAUGAAAUGCAAUAAUUGUACAAUUCUAAUUUUAAAGAUGUGAUGGACCAAAACAAUCAAUAUGUCGAAGAAAGUGAACAAAAUUCCACCAGAUGGAGGUUACGGGUGGGUUGUGACAUUUGCAUAUGCUCUUAACAAUGUUGUGGUACUCCCACUUAUUGCUGGAUUCGCGUUAGUAUUUCAAGAGGCUUUUGCUGAAACGAAUUUGACAGCUACUCAAGGAUCUCUAGUCAUAAUUCUCAACCAUGGAAUGGGAAUGUUACUUUCAUUUUUCGCCGGCCCCGUGUUACAACGCUUCGGGUACAGAAAAGUUGCAGUCACUGGAGCCCUUUUUAUAUCGGCCGGAUUAAUGUUGACCUCAGUCUCAUCUAGUUUCUGGCUAUUCAUAUUAUCCUACAGUAUUAUUAAUUCUAUGGGUAUUGCUGCAGUAAUGGCGGCUUUCUCUUUAGCAAUUAAUUCAUUUUUCAAAGAAAAAAGAGGAAGGGCUAUUGGAGCAGGCAUGUCAAUUACUGGCUUGGGAAGUAUAUUUAUGCCAUUGUUGAUGAGCACCCUCAUUUACGCAUAUGGCUGGAGGUAUGCUGUACUUAUACUUAGUGCCAUUUGUUUGCACUCAUUAGUAGGAGCAUGUUUACUUAGACCAGCGAAAUGGUAUCUAAAGGAUCCACCAGCACCUGAAGAAGAGAUGGUGCCAUUGAACAAAGAAAUAUGCAUAGAACUAGUCAACGAUAGCAUUACAACGUCCUCAAAACAAACUGGUAAUAAUACGUUAUUACCUCAGUUAGAAGAAUCAUCAUCUCCGUCUAUAGAAAAUGGUUUGCCGCAACCUAAAAGUUUAUCAAUGAGGUCUUUGAAAAGCAGUACAAGUCUGGAAUCGAGAAAUGCUAUAUCACAUCCAGAUAUAAGCAAAAAUUCUCCUGAACCACCAUUAUCUGAUUCACGAUACAAAUGGUGGGAAUCUCAAGAAAUAAAUUUAGGCAGUUCUAUAAAUAUUUUUAAUGAAACGAAACCUGAUAAACAAACAAAUGAAUAUAAUCUUAGAACAACAGAAGAAGUAGAAGAACCGAAAACAUUCUUUAAAAAAUUUGUUCAAUUCUUUGAUUUAACGUUAUUAAGUGAUCCAGUAUUUGUAAACAUUUUGAUUGGUCUCUCUGUGGCUGGAUGCGUAGAAACCAAUUUUUCUCUAUUACUGCCAAUAAUUCUUAAGGAUUUGUUACAAUUUAACACAGGAGAAAUUGCCCAGAUUAUGGCGGUCAUCGGUUUUUCUGACACCUUGUUUCGUUUCGUAUCUCCAUUCAUUGGAGAAUGGUGUAAUAAACCACCAAGGGUCAUGUAUAUUGUCGGUUUACUACUUAUCAUCUUCGUUAGAACGAUAAUGCUGUUCACAACAUCCUUUGUCGGCAUGUUGUUUGUGGCUUUAGGCAUGGGCAUCACCAAAGGUCUUCGAACAGUUUACAUGAACAUUGUGAUACCAAGCUACGUGCCCAUUGAGCGACUAGCUUUCGCCUCCGGUAUACAGAUGUUCGUCAAUGGAAUAAUCAUCAUCCUCCUUGGAUCUAUUCUAGGUAAAGUGCGAGAGAUGUCGGGAUCCUAUCAAAUACCGAUAGUAGUACUAAAUCUUAUCACAUUAAUUACAGUAUUUCUUUGGAUAACAGAAUUUCUUUAUUUUCGAAUGAAAAAUAAUAGCUCUGAAUAAUCAGCAAUGAGCUUUUGAACAUCUUUAGAAUUUGAGAUAUGUUCACAUGUGUAGCUAUUAUUUUUUAUUUGAAAAUCGAAAUUAUUAAUGUUAUAUUAAUUCGUAAACUGGUUUGUCCUCUUUGUUGUUAUUCUUUUUAAUGUAUGUUUUAUAAUUAUACAUGUCUAUUAUGUACAAAUAUGUAAUAGUAUGUACAAAUUAUAAGCCAAAGAAAGAAGACUGUA